AUGGAGGAGCUCUACAAGGACACCCCCAACCUCCCCAUGGACGUCACCAGCCCGCCCUCGGCCAUGGCCAACAACAAGCUGGAGAACGGCGUGGCCCAGCUGAUAACGGCCGAAGCCUGGAACAUCAACUCGGCCGACCUGAUGAAGAAGGCUCUGUCGCCGCUGGUGACCGUCCCCGCGCCCUCCAUCCUGACGCCGCCGGCCGAGUCGCAGAGCGGGGUGGCCCUGAAGGUGGCCGCCACGGUGCUGCAGCCCAUUUGCCUGGGGGACAGCCCGGUGGUGCUGCCCAUCCACCUGCAGGUGGCCGGCAGCGCCGCGCCCCCGCAGAUGCCAGCCGCCGGCGCCUCCACCCCCUACGUGAUGACCACGCAGGGCCCGGUCCCGCUGCCCGUCCUCCUGGAGCAGCACGUCUUCCAGCACCUCAACUCGCCCUUGGGGCUGCCCCCGGGGGCUGCCUGCCCCGCCAGCCCCCUGCACGCCGGCCUCUUCCCGGGGGCCACCGCCCCCGUCGGGCAGCCCCAGCUCCUGGACCCCAAGCCCUCCGGCCAAGCGCAGGAGCCGGUCCUGCCCCCUGUCUUUCAGACGCCCGGCUUCGCCGCCGUCCUCCAGGACCUCUUUCCCUCGCAGGGCAGCCUGGGCUCUGCCGCCCCUUGCCAGCCUCCCCCCGACUACGCCGGCCUCCCGCCGCAGGCCUUCGGCUCGCCCCUCUCCCCGCUGGUGCCCCCCGCCACGCUGCUGGUGCCCUACCCGGUCAUCGUACCCCUGCCCGUCCCUGUCCCCAUCCCCAUCCCCGUGCCCAUCCCCGUGCCUCACGGCACAGAGACCAAGGCGGCCCCCGACCCGCCCAAGCCGCCGCUCUUCAUCCCCCACCCCUGCAAGGGGACCCAGACCCCCCUGGAGAAAGAAGAGACGAAGCCCUUGGAGCUGCCGCAGCCCCGGGAGCUGCCGCAGCCCCGGGAGCUGCCGCAGCUCAGCCGCCACACUGUCAUCAAGAUGGGAGGCGAGAACGAAGCGCUGGACCUCUCCAUGAAGGGGCCGCCCGCGCCCCGCGCCCCCGAGCCUGCCCUGCCGCCGCCGCCCGACGACGGAGCCCUGGACCUAUCCCUCACCUCCUGCCGCAAGCCCCACGGGGAAGCGGCCGGCAGCGGCCCCAGCGCCGUCGCCGAGGCCGGGGCGCACUCCGCGCCGGACAAGCUCUCGGUCCCGGCCGCCCCCUUCGUGCCCUGCAAGCCGCAGGAGGCUGCGGGCAAGGCGGCGGAGGGCAGGGGACCGGGCGGGGGCCAGCCGGAGCUGUUGCGGCAGCCGCAGAAGUGGCUGAUGGAGCAGGCGGGCAGGGCAGGCUGCGAGCCCAAGGCCGGCAACAACAUCGAGAUCGUCAGCACCUCGCAGACGGCCAAAGUCAUCGUCUCCGUCAAGGACGCCGUGCCCACCAUCUUCUGCGGCAAGAUUAAGGGCCUCUCGGGGGUGUCCACCAAAAACUUUUCUUUCAAAAGGGACCUGCCCCAGGACUCGGUGCUGCAGUGCUACGACGUGAAGAGCCCUCCGGAGCCCCGGGACGGCGCCGAGGCCCUCAGGAAACCGGUCAAAAACAGGAGCGUUAAGCUAAAGAAAAUGAACUCCCCGGAGAUCCACAUCCUGCCGAUCAAGAAGCAACGGCUCGCUGCCUUUUUUCCAAGGAAGUAA
This is a messenger RNA of Indicator indicator, 1683 nucleotides long. RefSeq names its product retinoic acid induced 2 (gene RAI2). Gene Ontology annotation, biological process: animal organ development. The transcript has a single exon. Gene Ontology annotation, cellular component: nucleus. The record is from RefSeq and is a predicted model, not a curated record. Bases 1 to 1683 code for a protein of 560 amino acids. Lineage: Eukaryota; Metazoa; Chordata; Aves; Piciformes; Indicatoridae.